AUGCAGGUCCAAAUGAAAGAACUCGCAAUUGAACACAGCAGACUAUUCGAGGAGAAGGACGCAACUAUCGCAGAUCUAGAGCUUGAAGUCCACGAACUGAAAAGCCAGAACAAGGAUCUCUCAUGCAGUCUGAACAAAGAGGCCAACACUCGAAAAGUGGCGGUCGCAGGCAAGAAUGUCAUGAAGCUCAGCAGUAGGGUUGCCGAGCUCGGGAAUGAGUUGGCUCAAGAGAAAGCCAAGCAUACCGCAGAUAAAGGCGCGAACGAGAAGUUGCGUAGUAUCACGGAAAAGUGCGCCGAGAUUGCAAGGCUUGUGGCGCAACACCCGUAG
This is a messenger RNA of Alternaria conjuncta, 330 nucleotides long. RefSeq lists its product as uncharacterized. The record is from RefSeq and is a predicted model, not a curated record. The transcript has 2 exons. Bases 1 to 330 code for a protein of 109 amino acids. Lineage: Eukaryota; Fungi; Ascomycota; Dothideomycetes; Pleosporales; Pleosporaceae.